UCAAUCAGCGCACAACCUCGCACUCAAAGCAAUGAGUCGACGAUGUCCACCCUGAAGGCCAUUCAUCCCUCGCUCAGUUGUAGUCUCUGAAGUAAUUCGCAUCAGUCGAUGCUCAUGUUGCUGAUGUUUUACAGUGGAAAUCGUCUCACUUCUGCAAAAUUUCCUUUCUCUGCAGCAGGUUUUGUAGCGUGAGCUCCCUGCUUCUUCCCGCUGCUCACUCCAAGCUUUGCAUUGAUCUGUGGGUGUGAGUGGGAUCCAUUCGUUCCAUUGUUGAUUUCGCGAUCGGUACAUGAAUCGUUUCUUUCAUGUUUAUUUUCCACUAGCUGGUUCGUGAAAUGGGCCCCGAGAGUAGUAGCUGGGGUUGGGUAAGGUUGACUGCUUUACUCGUCUUGUUUUGGGUGUGUCGUCGAAGAAGUGUCCAGUUUUAAUUGAAGCCGGGAACACGGAACAACUGAAAUCAGAUGAUCACAUGCUCAGCAACGGUUUUGAAUUGUGGAUGACGUGUAGUAGCGUCUAAAGGACGGUCGAAUUGGUCGAAUUGGUCGAAUUGUGGAGGUUAAGGCUAGGGUUUUAGGGGUUAGAGAUGGCGAGGACUGUGGAGCCAGACACCGCCCCACCGGCAGACACGUAUUUCCCUCUAAUAUUGGGGCCUACCAUAUUGGAGUCGACUUCGACUCGAUUUUAUUCUUUGAGAUAUGAAUUCAAACCGGCCUCAAUUGACACAGGCAGUCCCGGCACACUUCACAAGGGUGUUGAGAACAAGGUCACAGUGGAAUUUUCGAAUAACCAGGCUGGGAAGCCCAAAGUAGCUUUCCAAGGGAACAUUGAGGACUGCAAGGAUAUGGAUGCUGUCAUCUUCUUCGAUGGACAAAAUUUUCGGCUGGAGCGGUUGCAUAGAGCUGUGAAAAGCCUUCGGCAUCUCAGGCAGGGAGAGACGGCUGCGGCUUUAGCUGGAUGCGGCGGUUCGGGAGCGGUAUCUCCCAUCCAUUCAAAUGGGGGAUAUAACAAUGCAGAGAAGAACGCCUUCAAAGCUCAUCAUGUCACAGAGACUAUCACAGAUGAACCUGAUCCUGCUCCCAAGCCUGAAGUAGCUCUAGCAUCUGCCCAAAAGAAGCCUGCAAAGAAGAAAGGAAGCUCUUCCAGAGCUUUUAAUAAGAGAAAUUCUGCUGUUGAUGUCAAGGAGGCCUCUCCUGAAAUAGACAUAGACGAACUCGAGAUUCAUGAACCAGAACCAGAGCCUGAACUAGAGAGAGAACCGGAAUUGGAACCGGAACCCAAGAAAACUAAACAAGCAGCUGCUCCGGUUGAAGAGGUUGAUGUAGUUGGGGACGAAUACGAAGAAAUUGUAGAAGUUAUCGAGGAGCACAGUGAUUAUGAGAUCUUCAGCGAGGACGAGGAAGGUGAUGGAGGUGGAAAGUCUGGGUCGGAUCCUGCUGCAACACAGGCAGCCGCUGCAGGUGGAAAGAAGAGUUCAAGUGAAAGUGGUAGCAGUAGUAGUGACAGUGGUAGUGGUAGCAGUAGUAGCGAGAGCGGAAGUGACGAUGAUGAGUCAGCGAGCUCAGGAGAUGACAUUUAGUACUGUAUUCUUUAGUAGAGCUUGGUGCGCAUUUGCUCCAUGCUUUUAGCUCUUCAGUGGUUAGGUCUUGUUGGAUUUUUCUGUAGGUUCCAGUUGAAGCGACCAGAGAAUCGAUCCUGAAAAGUGGGGCUCCUUAAGUAGGUGUCCUUCACAACCACCAGCCAUGAUCAUGGCUCAGGAAUGUCAUUGCUUCUACCACUGAACCUGGUUCAUAAGUAAUGUAAUAAGGAUGAGCUCUGAUUUGAGCUGUCUGGUUUGUGAGUACUUCCGAUUAGAAGGAAGUGGCAGUUGCCAUUGAUUCAAAGUUAUAAUGCAAUUUUUAA
Physcomitrium patens is the source of this 1899-nucleotide messenger RNA. RefSeq lists its product as uncharacterized. NCBI's taxonomy places the organism in Eukaryota, Viridiplantae, Streptophyta, Bryopsida, Funariales, Funariaceae. The record is from RefSeq and is a predicted model, not a curated record. Gene Ontology annotation, cellular component: super elongation complex. Gene Ontology annotation, biological process: transcription elongation by RNA polymerase II. Gene Ontology annotation, molecular function: transcription elongation factor activity.